Molecule: messenger RNA, 1911 nt
Organism: Annulohypoxylon maeteangense
Lineage: Eukaryota; Fungi; Ascomycota; Sordariomycetes; Xylariales; Hypoxylaceae
Product: alpha/beta-hydrolase
Exons: 2
Coding region: 1-1911 (636 amino acids)
Source: RefSeq, a predicted model, not a curated record
AUGGAGAAAUCUUCUCUCCCGUCUGAUCAGCUUCUACAUCUACAGCGCUCCGGAUCACCAUAUGGCCAAUUUCCACACCCCGACGACCCGUUCCGCUUCAUUCCUUGCACGAGCACGACCCUGCCACCCGCCCUCGACGAUUCCGACCCGGAAAAAAGCUGGGCGAGCCUGUUCGAUCCGAAUCCCGACCAUUGGAAUUGGGGGAAUGCGACGGGAGAGCAGAGCACGCAAGAUGAUGAUCCGUAUGCUGGUCGGGGGAUCUAUUUGUGCGGUUACCUCGACGUUCCCCUGGACUACAUCAACGAAUCUGAGCCUCGCAUUGUUCGGCUUGCCGUGACAAAGUAUCAAGUUUCUGGCCUUGCUCAAGUCGAUACCGCCCAUUUUAACGCGUAUGUAAACCCAUCCGCGGGACGCAAGAGCGAGCGCACGAUCGUCAUCGAGCCAGGCGGGCCGGGUGGCAGCGGCACUUCGUAUGCCUGGAGAGCUGCACAGGAUAUCACGAAACGGCUUAGCGAUGGCAAGUUCGAUGUAUUGGGCUGGGAUCCGCGUGGCGUUAACACGACUUCACCUUCCAUCGCUUGCUUUCCUUACAAUGCCGACCGGGACCGCUGGGCCAUGUUGACGGGGCAAUACCGCGAAGUGUCUGGCUCUCCCGAGGCCCAGCUUGAGCUCGCAGAUGCUAUGAACAAUGCUACAUUCCGCGCUUGUUGGGAGAAGCACGGCGACCUCGCGCGGUUUGUCAGCACGGCCUCCGUCGCUCGCGACAUGGAAGAGAUCCGUAAAGCCCUCGGCGAAGAUGAAUUGACGGGCUACCUCGUUAGUUACGGCACGGGAAUUGGUCAAACAUGGGCCAACAUGUUUCCGGAUAGCGUGGGCCGCGUGAUCCUCGACGGAACUGAAUAUGUACGAGAUCACCGUCUCCUUGGCGGAUUUGGGUGGACUGCGUUAGAUAAUGCGACCGACGCCUGGCGUGACGGUUUUCUAGGCGAAUGUCUAAAAGCUGGUUCGAAAUAUUGCGCCCUAUCGCAACCGAGAGACUCCGAAACCGUUACCUUGCAGGACUUGGAAAUUCGAAUGAAGAAAUUGGUGGUUUCGAUCAGCCAACGACCCGUCGCGGGUUAUAUCGAAUCAAGCGGACCGUCGAUCAUCACGUACUCUGCCUUAGUUUCCGCUAUCUACGGUGCAAUGUACAAUGCGGAUAGUUGGCCUGCUCUUGCUCAGAUGCUCUACGAGCUAGAAGCAGGAAACUCAACUUUAGCGACGGCAUUUCUUGAUCAUUCCGAAUGGGAGUACGAUCCUACGCUUCCAUCUCCGCCUUCCCCCAAGCCUUCGACCGAUGAACUCGGUUCUUUGGUCGUCUGCGCGGAUUCCUAUGACGCGCCUUUGCCUCCAGACGGCCUCGUCUGGUGGCAAUCUUUAUGGGCUAAUAUGACCACUCAAGCUUGGAUUUCUGGCAACUCGCGUUUCUUCAACGUAUUCCCUUGCCGGCACUUUAAUACCUAUUGGCCUCAACCUGCAGAAGUCUAUAGAGGGGACCUAAACCACACGCUUAAAAGCCCAGUUCUAUUGAUUGCGGAGACGUACGAUCCUGCGACUCCUUUACGUAACGGAAGAAGGCUUCUUAAUGAAAUGGGUAAGAAUGCGAGGUUAAUCGUACAUCACGGCUACGGGCAUUCGUCGAGAGACAAGUCUACUUGCACGGAUACUAUCGCAAAAGCAUUUAUCUUGAAUGGUACUGUGCCCGAAGAACAGGAAACACCUUGUUUCGCAGAUGAGAAACCGUACCUCUAUGGCGUCAACUCGACAAGUGUCGAUGUUCAGACCGCCGCGGCUAAGGAUCCAAUCCAAGUAUGGCGCGAACACAUUCAGGAAUUAGCCUCUUGGGACCCUAAAUUGCUUCCCAGGAGGUAA